UGCCGUUGUUAUGUUAUUCAGGUCUCUUGCAGGGAGUGCCUGCGCUCUACUUGGAGCUGCAACAGCCUUCAAAUUUGCACCUGUGGAAGUCCAGGCCCAAGCAGCUGCCCUCCUUCACAGCGCCGUGAGGAAAUCCUCUCUGGUGGAACAAGCAAACAUGAGGGUUGAACUUCUUCCUGCACUCUCUGACAACUACAUGUACCUCCUGAUAGAUGUGGACUCCAGAGAAGCAGCUAUUGUUGACCCUGUGGAGCCAAUAAAGGUUGUGGAGGCCGUCAAAAAACAUGGCGUAAAACUGACAACAAUUAUGACCACUCAUCACCACUGGGAUCAUGCCGGUGGAAAUAAGAAGAUGGUGAAGUUAAUUCCAGGACUGAGGGUCUACGGAGGAGACGACAGAAUUGAUGGUCUUACAAAGAAAGUUUCUCACUCCAACAGUUUCAAAGUUGGAUCACUUGAUGUCAAAUGCCUGUUCACACCGUGUCACACAACUGGUCACAUUUGCUAUUAUGUGACGAAACAAAACAGCACCGAGCCGCCUGCUGUUUUCACAGGGGACACGCUGUUUAUGUCCGGUUGUGGUAAAUUCUUCGAGGGUACGGCUGAGCAGAUGUACAAAGCCUUGAUAGAAAUUCUGGGUCGCCUGCCUCCUGAAACGCGUGUUUACUGCGGUCACGAGUACACUGUCAGCAAUCUGAAAUUUGCACGUCAUGUGGAACCAGACAAUGAGGUCAUUCAGAAGAAGCUGGCAUGGGCAAAGGAGAAAUGCAGCAAUGGAGAACCCACCAUCCCGUCCACUUUGGCAGAUGAAUUCACAUUUAACCCCUUUAUGAGAGUAAAGGAGAAGUCCGUGCAGGACCACGUAAAGCAGACAAACCCGAUUGAAACUAUGAGAAGUCUUCGGAAAGAAAAAGAUAGCUUCCGGGUGCCCAAGGAGUGAUGGCCUGAUCACUCAGGCUGACUGUCUCUUAACAACAACAACAACAACAACAACAACAACAACAGCAACAACAACAUAGUGUACUACAGAAAAUGUCUGCAAUUCAACUUUAAAGCAAGGAGCUCUACUUCAUUCACUCUCAGUCAACACACACUUUUUAAUUACCAUAUUCAGCCCUAAUAUGGCUAUAAACUUGUUUUAGGUGUAUCUGCUUUGUUUGGAUGAUUCGGGUGUGAUAAGUUUAAGGAAUAUAUGGCCAUAAAUUGAAUGCUUUAUAUGAGAAAUAUGUUUUUUCAUCUGUAAAUCUGAGUUUUAGAGUCUAUUUAGUGUUACCUUGUAAAAUAUCAGUGUACAAAUAUGAACUUCAGCAGGACAGGGAGCCGCCUGAGGGACAAAUGUUAGUGUAAAAUUUCUGUAAAUUGAUAAAAUAAUUUCUUUGUCCGAAAAGAUUUAUAUCUGUUUCCCCGUGGCAUUUCUUUUCAUUUUGCUUAGGAGCUAGUGUUUGUUUGGUUAUUAUGUAAAAUUCAGCGCAUGCUUUUAAUUUCUUCCAUUAUUCAAAAGCGUUCUGUGAGUAAAGCAUCGUCUACUCAUUGAUGUGUCAGCAUUAAAUGGUACAUACACUGAAUGCACAUUGCAUGUUAACUAAAAUCUCAGAAUAUUGUAUGUUGCUUUUUGGAAAAAGGCAAUAAAACACAGUUCAUUUGA
Plectropomus leopardus (leopard coralgrouper) is the source of this 1645-nucleotide messenger RNA. RefSeq names its product hydroxyacylglutathione hydrolase, mitochondrial-like. The record is from RefSeq and is a predicted model, not a curated record. Gene Ontology annotation, biological process: glutathione metabolic process. Lineage: Eukaryota; Metazoa; Chordata; Actinopteri; Perciformes; Serranidae. Gene Ontology annotation, cellular component: mitochondrion. Gene Ontology annotation, molecular function: hydroxyacylglutathione hydrolase activity.